CUUGGGUGGUCGGGAGCCCGAGCAGGCGAGAGCCUCAACCAACUUUUCAAACAUGACCUGCGGACACACAGUCCGUAGCCAGUUUGGCUCAAGACAUUAGCCAGACACGUUCUGGCGUAGGUCGUUGUUGCGACAGGUUGUGCAGGACGCCUGCAGUUUGUACUCCGCGAGCGAUGGCAUGUUUCACGAGCAUUUCCAGGAACACUCUGGGUAUGCUGCUUAUGGGCAUUCAUGCUGUCCCUGUCACGGUGCAAUUUCUGCUGGGACGAGUUGUCAAGGAGGAGCAGCGUCUGCCGUAUUUUCGGAUGCAGAGUCUUGCGUUUCUACUGCUGUCGUGCUGUCUAGGAGCCCAUGUGUGGUUAUCAACAGAGGCUUGGCCUGAGGCUCCACAGCGGAAGUGGGUAGUUCUUCGAGGUGCGUUCGGAUGGGGGCAGUUCCUUUUUGGUGUUAUUGCUGUUCAGAUUGGAGCUCCUCUGGGCGACCUAGCUGCCUUGCAGAGUGUCAAUGUUGUGGCGGCCGCCCUACUCGGGCGGAUGUUCUUGUCAGAGGUGGUCCGAUACGUGCACGGGCUUGCGAUUUGUUGUGCUGUCGUGGGUGCCGUACUUGUUUCCAAGCCUCCGUUCCUUUUUGGCAGCGGCGAUGCCAUUGAUGAUGUUGCAUGGCCUGGACACAUUCUAGCGCUUUUAUCUGGCAUGAGCAAAGCAGGCAUUUUUAUUGCGUCCAGAAAGUGCCCCACAGCUGCGCCAUCGCUGCUGACGCUAGCGACGGUUGCACAGGCAUCAAUUGUGUUUAUGGUUCUGCCCUUGACGCGACUUGUUAAUGAGCACCCGUCGGGCACAUUGACUGCCUCAGCUUCAGGCGCCAUUGGCUGGUUUACUUUGCUUGUGAUAUCAACGGGCUUUGCAACCCUUCUGAUCAGCGCUGGUUCGCAGUUGUGCCCAGCAGCCGCGAGCGCGAUAAUCAACAAUUCCGCGUGCAUGGUUUUUGGAUACAUUUUGCAGGUGACACUAUAUGACAACAUCCCGAGCGUGACAACCGCGUGUGGCUGUAUGCUGAUGUUCGCCAGCAUCGUGCUGAUGUCAGUGUUCCGGGACCGCCCGAAGCCCGCCGGCGGCCCCAAGGGCGUGCGCGAAGAGACUACGCGGCAGCCCCGCGACGCCGACGGGGCCGCCAAGGUGCGCGGCGAGGGGCCCGCUGGGACCGUCGGAGGGCCAGGGGCGUGUCGAGAUGAAGGUGCGGCUGCGGCCACGGCCACGGAGCCAUCAGGCUCAGGCGUCAGAGGUGGUGCUGCGGCUGUGCCUGCGGCGACGGCUCCGCGCGCGUGGCGCCGUGAAGGCGCGGCGGCGGAGGGGGUGCCGGGCUGCCUGCUCGGCGGCGCCUGCGCGACCGCGUCGUGCCUCUGGGGCUCCCCGGGGCUCCGCUUCGAGGCUCUGCCCUCGGAGCGCUCGCCCUGAGGGCCAGGCCUUGCCCUCCUCCUCCUCCUCCUCCUCCUCCUCCUCCUCCCUCCCUCUCCACACCCCUUCCAUCCCCCUCUCCCACUGCGCGUUUUCCACGAGGCUGUAAAGCCAUCCGCUGCUAAGCAUUGGUAUGUGUACGGUGUCUGUGCUCUGGCGCGCUUGCGUUCUCGUUUUUUCAGAUUCGCCUUAGCCUUUUUUCAAGCGGAAUUCCUGCCGAUGCGCCGUCUAGCCGCGCCUUCUUGCGAGCGUGCGGUGCCUGGCGAGGGGCCCAAGGAGGUCAAAGACGGCGAACAAAAA
Messenger RNA from Prorocentrum cordatum, 1754 nucleotides. The record is from the annotation of a GenBank genome assembly. NCBI's taxonomy places the organism in Eukaryota, Dinophyceae, Prorocentrales, Prorocentraceae.